Molecule: messenger RNA, 6210 nt
Organism: Closterium sp. NIES-65
Lineage: Eukaryota; Viridiplantae; Streptophyta; Zygnematophyceae; Desmidiales; Closteriaceae
Source: the annotation of a GenBank genome assembly
AUGCGCCGUGACAUACGGAGGAGUGACGGAGAGGAGAGCGGCGACGACGGGGACGGCGGAGGGGGCGGCAAUAGGAGCGGUCGAAGCAGCGCGGCGGUCACGAUCUUAAAGGAUGCCGCGCAGACCGUUGCGCGGAAGGUGCGCGGCGCCGAUGCCGCCGCGUGGGGGCAACUCGGAGCGCUGCAAGGGGGCGCCGUCCCCCGACCCAUCGCUGGGGCCGCGCGUCGCCAGAAGCCGCCCCUCGCGCUGAAGCCGCGGCCAUUUAACGAGCGCGACGGCUGCCCCUCGCCCGCGAGCAGCGGAGAGGUGGCGCUGAUGCGGCCUCCGAAGUCCCCCGCGAGCAGCGGGGAGAUUGCGCUCCUCGAGGCGGAGGAGAUGUUGUUCGGCGCGAACCAAUGGUCCCCCGCGAACAGCGGAGAGAUGCCGCUCGUGGGAUCAAGGGAGUUUGCGCCGCUUCCGGCGACCCCGGAACGGCGCAGGGGCGACUACGAGGAAGUGAGCGAGGGGUUGGUGGUGGAGGUCGCACCUGGGGGAGGCAGCAUGCAUCGCUCCACGUCGCCGUCGCUGUGGAACCAGCUGGGGUCGGUUUCGGAGAAUCUGCUGCUCGCCGCGCGACAGAAGAAAGGCGCUGCCUCUCUCCCCGCAGUGGACGCGCCUUCCGCGCCGCUGCAUCCCAGUAGCGCCCCCAAGGCCUCGCAUACGCGCUAUGCGCGCAAGGCGCAGCACCGCCACGGGCUGUCUCUCGGCGACGCGCCCUUCGCUGAUGCGCCCGUCGGCAUGGAUGCGCCGCUGCCGCUGUCUGCUCUUCCGCCAGUUGUCGUUAGCGGGGCCAGCGCGCCCGCAUCGAGCGUCAGCGCGGACAGCAUCGCCGUUGGUAGCUUCGGCGCGAGUGGGAGCAACCGGAGCGGCCGUAGCGGCGGGAAGAAGAGCAGCAAGGGCCGGGUUGCGGUGCGGGCGAGCGCGUCGGCCGUGGAACUGGACCGUUGGAGCGUGCUGCCGUACGAAGGCGGGCGGGAAAAGCCGCGCGAGUCGCGAGAGUCGAUGCGAGUCAAGCAGGCGCCGAGCAGCAAGGAGCACGGCGGAGUGACGGGCGGAGCGGCGGCAGUGCCGGGCGACUUCCUCUCGUCGUACUUCGGCGAUGCGCCCGACGCGUACGUUGGCGAGUUCGCGCUGCAGGAGGCGCGCAACGCGGCGCGUAACGCGCACAAGAAGACAACGGCGCAAACCGAAAGCGUUGUCAGUGCGACCCCGCGCAAGCAGCUAACGGCGGACGCGGAGGUGCGUCAGAUGCUGGCGGAGAGGCAAGCGGAAAGCGAGCGCGCGGAGGAGAGGAGGAGAGAGGAGCGGCAGCAAUGGGCGGACGAGCAGCAGCGGCUGCAGCAGCAGCUGCAACUACUCCGGCAGCAGCAAAAGCUGCAGCUCCUACAAGCCUUCCACGAGACGAACCAGCAGCACCUGCGCCCGUGCGACUUCGUGCUCGGUCGCCCGUACUCGUCACUGCUGCGGCGCUUUGUGCUCGCGCCGCAGGAGCUGGGCAGCGGGCAGUUCGGCGUGAUCCGCAAGUGCGUGGAGCGCGGAACCAACCGCGUGCUGGCGUGCAAGACGAUCCUCAAGAGCAACAUCGUGGCCAUGCAAGACGCCGCGGACAUUCGCCAUGAGGUGGCCGUGAUGGAGGCGCUCAAGGGCCAUCCGCAUGUGGUGAAGAUUGAGGAUACGUGCGAGGACGAGGAGGCGGUGCAUAUCGUGAUGGAGCUUUGCUCCGGAGGUGAUUUGUUCGAUCGUGUGAAGGAUGAGGGCCGGCUGAAGGAGCGGACGGCUGCGAUCGCGUGCCAGCAGGUGGUGCAGGCGCUGAUGUGGUGCCACGUGUCAGGCGUGGUGCACCGGGAUGUGAAGCCGGAAAACAUUCUGCUCAAGGGGCGGAGAGAGGGCGGCAGUGAUGGGGAUGCGCAGAACAAGGGGAAUCUGGGCGCGGCUGCAGCGGUGCUGGGAUGCAUUAUGGCUGCUCCUGCGAAGGUCGCGGGUGGUGCUGUUGACGAGGACGAGAUUCACGUCAAGCUCGCCGACUUCGGCGUUGCCACGUUCACUCGGGGCGAGCCAUGCACGGAGGAGCUGGGCACGCUACAGUACAUGGCGCCUGAGGUGCUCUCGGGAACAUACGGCCCAGCGGCUGACAUCUGGAGCGCGGGCGUGGUGCUGCACAUCAUGCUCUCGGGGCGCACGCCCUUCUUUGCAUCGCUCGGACGCACCGUGCAGGAGGCGAUUCUACACGGCCCUGUGCGCAUGCGCGGGCCCCACUGGGAGGGUGUGAGCGAAGACGCCAAGAGCCUCGUGCGUGCCAUGCUGGAUAAGGAUGCCUCUACACGAAUUACUGCCAAGGAGAUUCUUGGUCAUCCUUGGAUUGCUCGGGAGCAAGUCCUGCUUCAGCUGCGGAACCAGCCUUUGCCUGGAAGUUUCCUGGCCACGAGAGGUGCUGCGCUGGGUGCAUCUUGUGGGGAUGGUGGGAUUCAAGGCUUGUUGGCGCAGGAGGGUGGAAUGCAGGGGGGUGGAUCGCUGGGGCGUAUGGCACAGGGGGGUGAAUCGCCGCGUGCCCCUCUGGUGGGUGCGGCAACGCGGGCAAGCGGAGGGCGUGAUGUGCUGUGCGAGGGGGGGCGAGCGUGGGACGUGCACGCCAUGGGGAGGCUGGAGGGGGUUGGGGUGGUGGCAGGCGGUGUGAGGAGCGGUGGCAUGGGCGCGGGAGGCGCGGCGGGUGUGGGGGGCGGAGGGAUGGGUGCGGGAGGCGAGUGGGAGCUGCUGCAGCAGCUGCUGGGGGGAUCGGCUCUGGUGGGCGAGGGUGGUGGUGGUGCUUCUGCUGCUCCUGCUGGUGGUGGCGCGAGUUCAGGAGGGGCGCUUCAAGCGCAUACCAACCAACGCGCUGCUGCUGCUGCUGCUGCUGCUGCUGCUACGGCCACCACUUCGCGUUCUGCUUCUGCUGCUGGUGUUUUUGCUGCCAGUACGAGUGCAGCACUGGAAGUGCCUGCGCGGUCAUCAGUGGGAGGGAAGAGGCUCCGGGACCAACCAACAGCUGCUAUGCCGGCUGCUGCUAUGCCGGCUGCUGCUGCUGCUGCUCUUGCCUCUGCUGGUGCUGCUUCAGCCGCUGCUAGUCGUGGGGCACUUGGCAGUGCUGCGCCUCCCCCUCCUGCCUUCCGAGCCUGCGAAACAGCCUCGGGAUCACCUGCCACGACGGAUUCCCCUGCCACGUCAGCGUCGGCGCUCUCAUCACCAUCGCAUUCCACAUCGGGCUCUGGAGGAAGCUCGUCCGGUCAGGGCGGAGGGGUGCUGGGGAAAAGGGCGUCCGGCGGAGGUGUGCUGUGGGGACGUGUGGCGGGGGCAAGGGCAGCAGCUGCGUCUAGGAGCAGCAGGGCGCGGAGGGCCCCUCCGUCCGCGCUGGCGUCUCGCCUGGCGGCCGUGCUGAACGACAUUCAGUCCAAGCCCGCCCCGCCCUUCGCCUCUGCAUAUGCCUCCCGCUUGUCCCCUCCCUCAGCUGCCGCGUCCCUCUCUCCCUCUGCCCCUCCCUCGGACUUUGGCGUUCCCUCUGCCUCUGCCGCCGCCUUUCCCGCCCUCACUUGCUUGGACGCGUCAGGGGCUCGCGGGACAGAGGAGGAGCAGGCAGCGGCACAGGGGGGGGUUGCUUCGGGUGGGGCAGCAGGCGGGGAGAUGAUGGUGGUGGGCGGUAGGGUCCGAGGCAUGGAUUCCUUUGGAUUUACCAGGGCUAGUGCAUUGAUUGGUGGUGCUGCUGGUGGAACCGGGGGUGCUGCUGGGUUUGGCAGCGGUACUGGUGGUGGCGGGAGCAGCUACGCUGUUGCUAGGGAACUUUUGGAGGCAUUGCCAGGUGGCGCGACCGGAUUGGACGACCUUCAGUCGCUGCAGCCCCCGGGGUCUCGCCGCCGAACCUCCGGUCUUUACGGGGUAGGAGCAGUCUCUCUUGAUUAUAGGGAUGCUGUUUCUUUUAACGAAUCUGGCUAUAGCGGAUCUGGCUGUUGGGUUCCCUGGGGGGCCUGGGAAGGAGGAGCAAGUGGUAUGUCAGAUCAACUUAUAAAGGGGAUGGGGGAGAAUGCAGCAAGAGGAGGCAACGCUGCAGUGGCAGCACUGUCCGCAGCUUGGUGGGAGGCUCGGGGGCAGGUCGGAGCCUUGGAAUUCCCCAGGCCUACCGCUGGACCUGUAUCCGUUGAAGUUACAGGCCCGGAUGUUUCUGGGAAGUUUCGCUCAGUGGAGAAAUUUGCGCGGGCACAGAUGGUGGCGAUGGCGGAGGCGGCAGAGGCGGGCGACACCGGGCGGUUUCACUCGGCGUUUGUGCAGCUGAAGCCGCUGGGGAAGGUGCGAGGAAAUGCGGUGGAGCGGCUGACGCACUACGUGUUGGAGGGGCUGAUGAGGCGCAUGGCUGGGACAGGGUUCCAACACUUCUGCACCCCUCUUAGGCGCCCUCCCAAGGAGCUAGACGAGGCCCUGACCCUGUACGCGUCCUCACAGCCGUUCCCGCUCUUCGCGAGCAUCUCGGUGGCGGGGCUAGUAGCAGAGGCAGUGAGUGGCAGCACGCACGUACACAUAGUGGACUUUGGGUGCUUCCAGCCCAUCCACCUGCCCGUGCUCAUGGACCUCCUCGCCUCCCGCCCCGGGGGGCCGCCGUCUCUGCGCCUCACUGGGAUGGACACCGCGAGUUUCAUUUGUGCGGGGAGGAAGGACUUUAAAAGGCUGAGGGCGAUGGAGGACGUGGGGAGGCGGCUGCGCGGCGUGGCGCGGCACCUGGGCGUGCCGUUUGAGUUUGAGAGCGUGAAUGUGGACGAGGAUAACCUGCAGCUGCUCUACCAGGUGAAGCGGCAAUGGCAUGAGACGCUGGUGGUGGUGUGCGCUCUGGAGCUGCUGCUGCUGCCCGACUCCCCCAACGGCCCUCGCCACUGCGUGCUGCGGUGGAUCCACGACAUGCAUCCGACACUCUUCACCUUCUGUGACGUGGACUUGGACACCAACCACAGUGCCUUCCUCCCGCGCUUUCAAGACAUUGUCGACCACCACCUCGCCACCUUCCAGUUUCACGAUGUCUUCCUCGGGAACGCCGACAAGCGCCUGCUCUCGGUCUUCGAGGAGAUUUACUUCGCGCGCUCUAUUAUCAACGGGAUUGCUUGUGAAGGGGAUGAGCGGGUUGUGCGGUCGGAGAGGGCGGGGCAAUGGAGGAAGCGGUUGUUACUGAUGGGGGAGGUGGGGCCCAAGGACGUGCGCAUCCGCAUCACGCACUGCGGCAUCUGCCACAGCGACCUGCACCAGGUCAAGAACGAAUGGGGCGGCUCGCAGUACCCCAUGGUUCCAGGACACGAGAUCGCGGGGGUGGUUGAGGCUGUGGGCUCCGAGGUGACGAGGGUGGCGGUGGGGCAGAGGGCGGGCAUCGGGUGCAUGGUGGACUCGUGCCGCACGUGCCAGCCAUGCGUGCAGCACGUGGAACAGUUCUGCCCGCAAUGCGUGUACACGUACAACAAGGUGGACCCCAAGACGGGCGAGUCAACGCAGGGCGGCUACUCCUCCUUCUACGUCUGCGACCAGGACUUCGUGCUGACAAUCCCCGACAAGCUGCCGUCCGACGUGGCGGCGCCGCUGCUGUGCGCGGGAAUCACUGUCUACUCGCCCAUGGUCUACUACGGCAUCAACCAGGCCGGCAAGCGGUUGGGAGUGGUGGGGCUGGGCGGGCUGGGGCACAUGGCGGUGAAAUUCGGCAAGGCGUUUGGCAUGCACGUGACGGUGCUGAGCACGAGUCCGAGCAAGGAGAAGGAGGCCAAGGAGGUGAUGUGUGCGGAUGAGUUCAUUGUCACCAAGGACGCCGACGCCAUGAAGGCAGCAGUGGGGACAUUGGAUGCCAUAGUGGACACAGUAUCAGCGCAGCAUGACCUGGCACCAUACCUGGACCUCCUCACAUUCAAUGGCAAGAUGAUCCUUGUUGGCGUCCCCCCAGAGCCCUACGGUCUGCAUGCUGGCCAACUCAUUUUCGGCCGUAAGACUGUGGCUGGAAGUUUGAUUGGAGGGAUCAAGGAGACCCAGGAGAUGCUGGAGUUCUGUGCGGAGAAGGGGGUUGCGCCUAUGAUUGAGAAGAUUGACAUCCAGGACGUGAACAAGGCGUAUGAGAGAAUGUUGAAGAACGAUGUGAAAUACCGCUUCGUUAUUGAGAUAGAGAAGAGCCUCAAGUAA